UUUAAAAAGCACUCAUGUAUUUUCACUUCGGAGAAGUGACCAGUCGGUACAGUUCUAAAGAAGACCCCAAUAAUCCAUUAUUUCUUAACUUUUGUAUGACGAAUAUAGAAAUUGAAAUGUCUGUCCAAAAACGUUGGCAACUUUGAACAUUGGACAGCUUAUUUCACCUUAAUUUGAGUAGGGCGUUUGGUUGUUUGUGACACGUAUGAUGGUGAGGAAUUGUGUCUUAGGCUGGUUUUUAACAAUCCACUUGUCCCUGGUGACGGCAUGGUAUUUACCAGGGAUAUCACCGAUCAAUUAUUGUCCACCACCGGUCGAUAGUGAAAGUAACUGCAAGGUUUGAUUUCUGCAGUUUGUCUUCAGAGCCAUCUCCUGUCGAAAAUCUCGGUCAGGUGGUCUUUGGAGAACGUCUAUCACCAUCGAGUUAUGAGAUCAUAUUUGGCAAAGAAGAGACAUGUAAAGUCCUUUGUUCGAAAAAAUAUUCACAUACUGACUACAAGAAAUAUUUAUUUAUUACCAAGGCUAUUAUGAUGGGCUAUGAGCACCAUUGGGUUAUAGAUAACUUACCAGUUACAGUUUGUGUUCAAACUGUAGGCGGAAAAAAGUAUUGUAAAACUUCUAUUCCACUUGGAUGCUUUGAAGGUAAUCAGGAUAAAUUGGAUUCUGUGUGUUUAGGAAUACCUUUGGCCAAACAUCGUACGAUCUUGUUGAAUCAUGUCAGUCUGCAUAUUGUCUAUCAUCCAGUUAAAGAUUCAUGGAGUAGGGCAGGAAAUGUUAAAGCUGGACGUAUUCUGUCAGUGAUUGCCAGUCCUAGUAGUAUUGCUCAUCCAAACAAUGCACCGGAUUGUACAUCAAAGCAGUCAUUAAUACUCCCGUCUGAUUUAAAGGAUGAACUUAAAAUAACUUACACAUACAGCGUAACAUUCGAAGAGGAUCUAACGCGUAAAUGGUCAUCUCGUUGGGAUUAUAUUUUGGACACAAUGCCUCAAAGUAACAUUCAGUGGUUAUCUAUUUUGAAUUCAUGUGUGUUAACAUUAUUCCUUUCUGGUCUUCUUGCAACCAUUCUUCUGCGUACACUACGUCGUGAUAUUGCUCGUUACACAGAACUUGAAAGCGCUACCGCUGUUCAAGAGGAAUCUGGCUGGAAAUUAGUUCACGGUGAUGUAUUUCGUCCGCCUAACUGGGGUAUGCUUUUCUCAGUUGUUAUUGGCUCAGGAGUUCAAAUCUUUCAAAUGUUAUUGGUCACCCUAUUUUUUGCAUGUCUUGGAUUUUUAAGUCCAGCCAAUCGUGGUGCGUUGAUGACUUGUGCUUUGGCUGUAUUCGCUUGUUUAGGAGCUUCUUCAGGUUAUGCUUCAGCUCGAAUCUACAAAUUUUUCGGCGGUUUGCGAUGGAAAACUAAUGUUAUACUAACUGCAACAGUUUGUCCUGCCUUAGUUUUUUCAAUGUUUCUUAUUUUGAAUGUCGCACUUUGGAUUUUGGAUAGUGCAACUGCUACUCCAUUUGGCACUAUAGUGGCACUUUUAGCACUUUGGCUUUGUGUUAGUCUACCCUUGUGUUUUCUUGGAGCAUUCUUCGGUUUCAGGAAGCCAGUAUUUGAAACUCCUGUUCGUACUAAUCAAAUACCACGACAAAUACCUUAUCAAACUUUCUAUAGUAGACCGUUGACGGCAUUUUUCAUUGGUGGAUUAUUGCCGUUCAGUUGUAUAUUCAUUCAAUUAUUUUUUAUAUUCAAUAGCAUAUGGGGAGCACAAUUUUACUAUAUGUUUGGUUUUCUAUUCUUAGUUUUCAUUAUGCUGGUCAUUACAAUAUCUGAGACAUCUAUACUAAUGUGUUAUUUUCAACUGUGUGGAGAGGAUUAUCGCUGGUGGUGGCGUUCACUAUAUACAGGAGCUGGAACAUCAUUCUAUUUAUUUGUUUAUUCCAUUCAUUAUUUUGUGACACGUUUAGAAUUUCAAGAUGCAGUCUCGGCAUUCCUUUAUUUCGGUUAUACAGCCAUCAUUUUAUGGCUUAACUUUUUAUUUACCAGUUCUAUUGGCUUUUACGCGUGUUUCUGGUUUGUUCGAAAAAUUUACGGAGUUGUAAAAGUCGACUAAAAUGGUGAACUAGUGUGAAAAAGCCCCUGAAAAACAAUUUUUUCAUUGGAGAAUGAAAAGAAAGACAUAUCUUUUGUUAACAAAUCAAACAUUAUGCGAUAUAUUGUACCGCCGGUUGUUUUUUUCGAAACAGUGUUCAUUUUUUUUUUCCUGUUUUUGUAUAUUUUCAUUCCUGCAUUGUAUGAUUGUUACACAUUGUUACUAUCAUUACUAUCACCGUUUAUUAUGAUUGUGUUUGUGCUUAUGUUCCUUAUUUAAGCACUCAUACACAUUAAUGCAUCAACUAUAUAGAUAUAGCACAUUCACUGUUUCUUUCUUGGUUCUUUCGUCAUAUAUUCUGAGGCAAAAAUCGUACAUCUUAUAAUAAACACUAUACAUUUCUAUAUUUUUAAGUUAUUUUGUUCAUACUAAUCGAGUUAACAAUCGUGGUGAUUUAUAUCACCCUCUGUGAUACAUAUAUAUAAUACAUUGCACGAAAGUAAUUAUUAUUUAAUUCUUU
Molecule: messenger RNA, 2592 nt
Organism: Schistosoma haematobium
Lineage: Eukaryota; Metazoa; Platyhelminthes; Trematoda; Strigeidida; Schistosomatidae
Product: transmembrane 9 super member 2
Exons: 12
Coding region: 528-2093 (521 amino acids)
Biological process (GO): protein localization to membrane
Cellular component (GO): membrane
Source: RefSeq, a predicted model, not a curated record